This is a messenger RNA of Psylliodes chrysocephalus, 2505 nucleotides long. The record is from the annotation of a GenBank genome assembly. NCBI's taxonomy places the organism in Eukaryota, Metazoa, Arthropoda, Insecta, Coleoptera, Chrysomelidae.
AUGAUGGCAAGUGAUAUCAAAAAAACAUUGACUGAUACAUUAACUAGUUUUCAAGCUUUUUCGAUUGCUUUGGAUGAGAGUACAGAUUUAUCUGACACUGCCCAGUUAGCUAUUUUUAUACGAGGUGUUGAUGAAGAAGUUGCAGUGACAGAGGAAUUACUGGCUUUGCGGCCGCUACAAGGGACCACUACUGGAAAAGAUAUUUUUGCCGAGUGGUAUAAAUUAGUUGGAGUGUGCACGGAUGGUGCGCCUUCAAUGGUCGGUUCACGAAAAGGUUUUAUCGGAAUUCUGAAGGAAAGAGCAACAGCUAUGAAUGUGCAAGAAUGUGAUUUAAUAAUUCUGCAUUGCAUUAUUCAUCAACAAAAUUUGUGCUCCAAGUCCAUUCGAUUGAAGAAUGUUAUGGACGUGGUAGUAAAUACCAUUAAUUUUAUUAGAUCCCGCGGUCUUAACCAUCGCCAGUUUAAAGCAUUUUUGGAUGAACUUUCUUCAGAACACGAUGAUGUGACAUAUUAUUGCGAAGUAAGGUGGCUAAGCAAAGGUAAAAUGCUAAAAAGAUUUUAUGACCUUAGAAAAGAAAUAGCUGAUUUUAUGGAAAUGAAAGAGAAAACAUUACCGCAAAUUUGUGAUCCAACUUGGCUUUGUGACUUGGCAUUCCUGGUAGACAUCACAGGACACUUAAACGAUCUGAACUUGAAGCUCCAAAAACAAGGGCAAUUGGUAAAUCAGUUGUACAGUCAUCUUAUAGCUUUUCAAAACAAAAUUCGCUUAUGGGAAACACAAAUGAGAAGUUCAAACUGUUUUCAUUUUUCAACAUUAUCCAGUCACGAAAAUAUUGAAUACGGUCGUUAUACUGAAGAAUUGAAACUACUGUCCGAGCAAUUUACCGAUCGAUUUUCCGAUUUUAAGAAUAUGGAUAGCACUUUCAAUAUUUUUGCAAAUCCUUGUAAGUGUAGUGUGGAAGAUGCUUCGCUUCACCUACAAAUGGAGUUGAUCGAGCUUCAAGAAGACUCAUAUUUGAAAUCUAAAUUUGAUGAUGUGGAACUAAGCGAAUUUUACAGAACAUACCUUUCCAAAGAAAAAUUAUUCUCUUCAAAAAAGAGCCAACUUGUGAUAGUCCUUCUUAGCUCUGAAAUUUUCUGUAAUUAUUGGUGUCAACCUAAAAUAGCCCUCUUUUACACUGAAAUUUCUAGUGAUAUUGUUCUUGACACCAAACAACUGAUUACGAUAAAAACGACGAUUUUCAAUGUCCAUGACUGCAAUCAAUCUUCUAUUGAGACUGAAACCUCCCCAGUAAUCAACCAAGAUGCUGCUCCUUCUCAAGGUAGUGCUUCAAAAUUUCAAUUCCAGUAUUUUAAUCGACUGGGGAAAAUAUUUCAUAGUGCAUAUUUUCUCGUUUCAGAUGCCAAUCACGUCCAUGAGGACAAUCAACCUCCGAUUGAAACCUCCCCAAUAAACAAUCAAGACGUUGCUCUCAAGGUAUUACUGAAAAAUUUCAAUUCUAAUGCUAAUCACGUCUAUGAGGGCAAUAAACUUCCGAUUGAUACUGAAACAUUCCCAUUAAACGAUCAAAACGCUGCUCCUUCCAAAGAUGUAACUGUCCAUGAGAGAGGUCCCCAGGUAACUGCUAGGCGUCUAUACAGGUCAUCGUCAUCAUCAAACUCGUCUUCCUCUUCCUCGUCAAGCAGUUGUUCUUCGUCCUCCAGUUCGUCAUCGUCCUCCUCAAGCGAGGAUUGUGAUGAUUAUUUGAGCAAUCCUAAUUAUGACGUAUCUUUUUCCGAUCAUUCUGAAGAACAUGACUCACCACCAUCGACAAAAAAAGUACGAACCAGUCCUGUCCAUUCUGAAGAAACUGUAAAGAAACCUGUUCGCAAAAGGAAAAGGAAUACUUCAGAAUGGAAGAGAAACAUUGCAAAGACUAUGAGGAACACUGGAAGAAGUUACGCAUCAUUGGGAGUGCGAAAGAAUCCUGAUGGCACCAAAGAAAAAUACGUCAAGUUGAGGGAAGCCAGAAAGAAAUAUAGAAAAGCCUCACCCAUCUACGUCCCAGAAAAUUAUGUCUCCAUAAUUUCACAAGCAAAGAAGACACCUCCAAUCUACGUUGUCAAGCAAAUAGAUUUCUCCGAAAUCAUCGAUUUGAAAAAGCUGACAGCUGACUUAAAAAUAAAGGAUGCUUUAUUUAAUGAAGAGGGCGAGAAGGUACCAAUCGCUGAUAUCUGUGUGAUCGAGACCCACAAAGAUGAGCCCGGAUUGUUUCGAUAUAAAACAUCAUUCUCUCAGCAAGAUUUCAAGUCUAUCAACAUAGCGAGCCAGAACAAGAAACGUCGAAGCAGUUCAUCUGUAUCUUGCAGUUUAAGUUUUUCAAUGGUUGCACUUUCCAAGGCCUAUACAAGAAAGUCGAGCAUUACUAACAAUAAAAAAGAUGCACUUCUUUCUCUUUUCCAGAAAAAGGGCAAUGGUGUAGCUGUCAUGCCCCAGUGUUACAAAGAGUUUUAUGAAAAUUUGUAG